AUGUGGUCAUCUUCUGGAAGCGGCAAGAAGUCCGCGCAAUCUGAGAUGGUCCAAGUUGCUUGUCCAACUAGUUCCGCAUCACCUUUUUGGAGACCGCCACCACGAGACAGUCUUAGCUCGACGUCAAAAAGAAAUGUCACGUCACCUACAGGCCAUGGAUCUGGUCUCAUUGUUGGCGCUGCAUAUUCCCAUGCAGACAUGCUGAAAUUCGACUCCUUGUAA
This is a messenger RNA of Fusarium graminearum PH-1, 222 nucleotides long. RefSeq lists its product as uncharacterized. The transcript is spliced from 3 exons. The record is from RefSeq and is a predicted model, not a curated record. The coding region runs from base 1 to 222 and encodes 73 amino acids. NCBI's taxonomy places the organism in Eukaryota, Fungi, Ascomycota, Sordariomycetes, Hypocreales, Nectriaceae.